GGUCAUGAUUUGCUUGUGCCAGGCCUUGCGAAGCCCAAAUGCUAACCAGUUCCAUUCUUCUUCUUGCUUUCUCGGGAACGACAUUCUACCCAGCCACUGAAACGGUGUAGAAAUCUCGCCUUGCAUAGGCAAUUUUAAGCAGCCAUUCCAUUUGGGGGGUUUCAAUUCUUACAACCUUAGUGCCAUGUCAUUUGGGUAUAGGUACCAUCCCUUAAUUGCCUUCAGCCCUCAGCAAUACGAUCAUUGACGGAAGUAGUAUCGGCGACUUGAUCGCCAUCGCAGGGCUGAUCGAACGCAUCGUCGUCGAGGUAAAGUCGUACAAAGAGGCGCCGCAUCACUUCCAGCGGCUCGCAAUUGAACUAGGCUUUCUGUCAAAAGUUUGCCAUCAGGCGUUCCAUCUCAUACCGAGCCGCGUCGAUGAGCAAGCCAGGCUCGAGAGAGUCCGGGCGAUUGCGUUGCAAUGCCUCGGGCCCUUGCAGGAAUUCGAAAGAAAGAUGAGGAGCUACGAGAAUACUUUAGACCCCGGAAAUUGCAUAGACAAGAGUAAAAAAGGUUGGAUUAAGAGCUUCAAGAAGCGAUUGCAUUGGUCGGCUAUCGCCCGCCAUGAGGUGGAUGAACUUCGCGCAAUACUAACGAGUGAGAUCUUGGCGAUCAAUACUCUGUUGACGAUGCAGAACUGGGAAAGUCUAACACCAGGAAAUACCACAAAUAAUCCCUUUGCCGAUCAUUUGAAGGCGCUGAUCACAACCACGGAGACCGCUUCUCAUGAAAUUGAGACCUGCCUCCUCGAAGCCAAGGCUGGGUCUGAACGACUCGAGAAACUCGUGGUUGCUGCGAACUUGGCGCAAGUCGAACAAGAAAGCACCCUAAAGUUGGUCGAGCAGAACGCUGAAAAGACAAGUAUCGUUCUGGAUGCCGUCACUAACACAGUGGGGGCGGCUUCAUCACAGCUUGUCAGACUUUUCUCCCUUAAUGAGCACCUGGAGCGAUGGAUCAAGGCUGUCGUUCAAUAUUGCAAUGAAAUCAUUGGUCUCGUCCAGCGAAAUACCCACAUACUGCUCUCACUCCACGACGUCGUGACGAGGUUGGAGUCAGCAAUGAGGGUGCCUGGCGUAAACUGCCCGGUUCUAGAAUUUGAGAAUCCCUUUGGUAUCAAAAUGGCCCUUCCAUUCCAAAUGUGUGACACCUGGGAGGGUCUAUGCCGGCUGCUAAUCGUGAUGUUCUACAACAAGCCGGGCCUUCGCCUCGUCGAGCGCCGACGAUUUGUUGUUAUGCAAUCACGGACAAAUAUGCCUAUCAAGCCAGAAAAUUGGUCAACAUCUGUGGUUCCGGGAGAUUCACUCAAUAUGUCAAUUCUUUUGGAACGGCUUGGCAGCCAGUCCACCGAAUUUUCAUGUCCUAGAUGCGACUACGUAUUUGACUCAACAACAUCUGGUUUUCGGCGUGGAUACCAAUGCCCGAAAUGCCUCCUUUGGUCAGAUACUGCAGACGGAGCGCAGUUAGGCAUCUCGUCCGAUUCUAGCAGUCUGGCGGUCCCAUUGCCCCCUCCUGAACCUGUACAUUGGAAUUCGUGGAAGGGGCAGUGGGCAUCAAGGUUCCAACGGCCACAGGCGCUGUCGCGAUUGCGAAACUCUGGAAUGCCAUUUGACAGAAGUCCCUCUGCUAGCACCGACGAUGAAGAAGUGGAUGUAUCCGCCUUUCGCCGUGUUCACGUCAUUCCAUUCGAGGGAGAUCUUCUGCGAUCUCUCGUCAGGAUCGGAACUUCAUGUCGAGACGUCGUUCUCAAGUACUCAUCAAACUUCGAACCAAACAGCCCUCGGCUCCCUCCCGAGAGAGUUGUAGAAUUCAAGAGACUCAUCCAAGAGCUAAACGAGCUCAAGGCGACUGGUAUUUAUCCCCUCGCUGAAUUGAGUGCGCGCCAGGGGACAAAGAGUCACAAAGAAGUCCUAGAGCACUGGAUAAAGAGAACUGCCCAGGUAGUAUAUCAUCCCCUUGACGACCCAUUGUUCCGUGCUAGAGUAUCCCAUGAUGAGAUAUGGGCAAUCCACCAGUGGCUGUCCAACCCUGCACCGCUUGAACUGACACCAAACACACCAGAAUUUGGGUCCAGCUCCUUCCGUGAUGAGCAUUGGAGAAACCAGCAUGCUUUGCGGUUUGCCACUAGGCAGGCUAAAGUUCAUCUUCCUCUCGCUCAACUAGCCUUACACGACGGCUCAGCAUGGGCAUUGGAAUCUGGGUGCAGCAACGGAAGCUACGGCACAGAAUGGCAGCCAGAAGAUGACUAUUAAUUUAUAUAAACCUAUAGCAUUUCUUUAUAAUACGGCUUAUUAUUAUAAACAGAUUAGAAUAGGGAAUAUCAAGAGGAAUAGGGGAGUAAUGCAUUCUUUAAAAAGUCAAUAUAAAUAAGUAUAU
Messenger RNA from Fusarium redolens, 2412 nucleotides. RefSeq lists its product as uncharacterized. The record is from RefSeq and is a predicted model, not a curated record. The transcript is spliced from 4 exons. Bases 495 to 2288 code for a protein of 597 amino acids. Lineage: Eukaryota; Fungi; Ascomycota; Sordariomycetes; Hypocreales; Nectriaceae.